AUGGCAAUAUGCUCUUCUACCGUCCACAAGCUUUUGAUUUCGUCCGUUGCUGUCUCUGGAAUCGUUUUUGGUUGUUUCGUGUUCCUGGUAGGAAUGACUGCUGUAGUUUAUCAAUGCUACAGGCGACGAGUCAUGCAGAACGCCCAGAACCGGCUGUCAUCGGCAAUCAAAAAGGGCCUGCAAGAGAGCAAUUCUGGAAGUUUCCAGAAAAACAUGUCCAUUCGAAGCAGCACGAAGAUAAUGACCUCAAAAGGUACAAGCCCAAUAACCCCACCGGGUGGAGAGGCCAGUGUUGACAGGAUUCCUAUGAUGGGGUUUACUUCUGGUCACUCUCCAGAACAAGCUCACUGUGUGAAGGCGGAAAUGCACGUAGAGCAGGAAAAGGACGGAGCGACACCAGAAAAAGAAGAUGCUUUGAGAGAUCGGAAUGUUGUGUCUCAUGAGCGCCCAACAAAAUUAGGAAGCCUAACUUUCUCCGUGUCCCACGACGAGCAGAAGUGUGCCCUGAUAGUAACCAUCGUCAAGGCCGACGAGCUCCCACCAAGAGACCCCAGUCUUGGUGGCUGUGACCCCUACGUUAAGCUACAACUGCUGCCAGAGAAGAAACACAAAUGCAAAACUCGAGUUCUACGAAAGACGCUAUCCCCGACCUAUGAUGAAACCUUUACCUUCUACGGCGUAACUAGCAACCAGAUUCCCACCACCACUCUUCACUUUGUUGUCCUCUGUUUUGAUCGGUUCUCGCGUGAUGAGAUCAUUGGAGAAGUAAUCUACCCGCUGUCAGGCCCGGAUUUAGAGGGAAAAGAUGUCCUCAUUACUAGAGAAAUAACACCACGUCAUUUGAAGUUUCGUAACCAAGGACACGGAGAAUUGCUCGUCUCUCUCUGCUACCAGCCGGCUGCCAACAGACUCGGUGUAGUGGUACUCAAGGCCAGGAAUCUACCCAAAAUGGAUAUCAGUGGUCUUUCGGAUCCCUACGUGAAGAUCUAUCUGAUGUACAAUGGACAAAGAAUUGCCAAGAAGAAAACGCAUGUGAAGAAAAGAACGCUGAACCCAGUUUUCAAUGAGUCAUUUUUAUUUGAUGUUCCCUACAAUGAGGGACUUCAGAAUAUUUCCCUAGAGCUGCUUGUGUUGGACUGGGACCGUAUGACCAAAAAUGAGGUCAUCGGACGUCUGGAGAUUGGGUUGAAAUGUGAAGGACAAGAGGCUAGUCACUGGAGCGAGGUGAUUAAUUGUCCGCGAAAGCAAAUCGCCGAGUGGCAUAAGCUUCAGGACUAG
Candidula unifasciata is the source of this 1278-nucleotide messenger RNA. Lineage: Eukaryota; Metazoa; Mollusca; Gastropoda; Stylommatophora; Geomitridae. The record is from the annotation of a GenBank genome assembly.